This is a messenger RNA of Cataglyphis hispanica, 2077 nucleotides long. RefSeq names its product bifunctional 3'-phosphoadenosine 5'-phosphosulfate synthase-like. The transcript is spliced from 7 exons. Gene Ontology annotation, biological process: 3'-phosphoadenosine 5'-phosphosulfate biosynthetic process; sulfate assimilation. The record is from RefSeq and is a predicted model, not a curated record. The coding region runs from base 106 to 1995 and encodes 629 amino acids. Gene Ontology annotation, molecular function: ATP binding; adenylylsulfate kinase activity; sulfate adenylyltransferase (ATP) activity. Lineage: Eukaryota; Metazoa; Arthropoda; Insecta; Hymenoptera; Formicidae.
CUAAUUCAUUAAUUAAAACGCCAUACGGGAAGAGAGAUCAGCAAUUACAAUUCAUUAAUAAAAAAGAUAAAUAAAUAAGAGAAUAAACAAAGAGCGUCGAAAAAGAUGGGAAUUUUUGCGCAGUCGAUUCUGGAAAUUUCGGAUUCCCCGAAAGAGGCGCAGGCAACAGCGACUAAUGUAUCAUCGCAGGUGCAUCAUGUGUCUAGAGCGAAACGGGGACAAGUAAUCGGUUCUGUUCAAGGAUUUCGUGGUUGCACAAUUUGGAUGACGGGACUUUCCGGUGCCGGGAAGACUUCCGUUUCUUUCCAGCUUGAAGAAUAUCUUGUUUCUCAAGGAAUUCCUGCGUACAGUUUGGAUGGGGAUAAUAUGCGCACCGGUCUAAAUCGCAAUCUUGGCUUCAGUAAAGAGGAUCGCGAGGAGAAUGUGCGUCGCGUCGCCGAAGUCGCGAGACUCUUCGCAGAUGCUGGCAUCAUCACCCUCUGCAGCUUCGUAUCGCCGUUCGCGACGGAUCGAAAAAUGGCACGCGAGAUUCACAAAAACGCCGAUUUGCCCUUCUUCGAGAUAUUCGUCGAGGCAUCUCUCCAAGUAUGCGAAUCCCGUGACGUCAAGGGGCUUUAUAAGAAGGCUCGCCAGGGUAUCAUUAAAGGUUUCACCGGUAUCGAUCAGAAUUACGAUGUACCCAUCACGCCUGAUCUCGUCGUCAACACGGAGAACGCGACUGUUCGACAAUCCACUGAUCUCAUCAUCGAUUUUCUCCAACGUAAACAUAUUAUACCAAAGUUGGAUGAAUCCAAGCAACCUUUCCAGGAAUUAUUCGUGAAAGAGGAUAGAAUAGAAGAUGUCCGGAAGGAAAUGAGAACACUUCCAGCCUUGGAGAUCGGAGAGAUAGAUAUGCAAUGGGUGCAAGUUCUCGCUGAAGGAUGGGCGGCGCCUCUGAAAGGAUUUAUGAGGGAGAAUGAGUAUCUUCAAACACAGCAUUUUAACUGUUUGUAUGAAAAUGGGAUUCAAAUCAACCAAUCAAUCCCCAUUGUUCUUGCCGUAAGCACUGCUGAUAAGGAACGCUAUUUCAAUGCAAAUGCGCUCGUUCUCAGAUACCAAGAUAAAGAUCUUGCAAUCUUACGCAAUCCGGAAUUUUAUCAUCAUCGCAAGGAAGAACGUUGCUGUCGACAAUUCGGUACCAACGAUCCUAGGCAUCCGUACGUCAGAAUAAUUCGGGAAUCCGGCGAUUGGCUAGUCGGCGGUGAUUUGGAAGUAAUUGAAAGAAUUCGAUGGAAUGACGGUCUAGAUCAUUACAGGCUAACGCCUAACGAGAUCAGGGACAAAUGUCAGGAGAUUGGCGCCGAUGCGGUUUUUGCUUUCCAACUACGAAAUCCGAUACACAAUGGACAUGCGCUGCUGAUACAAGAUACUAGAAGGUACCUCGUCGAGGAGCGUGGCUUCAAGAAACCAGUUCUUCUCCUGCAUCCUUUAGGUGGGUGGACUAAAGAUGAUGAUGUUCCUUUACCAAUCAGAAUACAACAACAUCAAGCUAUCCUCGAAGAAGGGAUCUUGCAUAAGGAUACUAUUCUUGCUAUUUUCCCGAGUCCGAUGUGUUACGCCGGUCCUACAGAGGUGCAAUGGCAUGCAAAAGCUCGCAUGAUUGCAGGGGCAAAUUUCUACAUCGUUGGCAGGGAUCCUGCCGGCGUGCCGCAUCCUGAUAAAUCCGUCACACCGGACGGCAAUCUUUACGACGCCACUCAUGGUGCGCGCGUCCUUUCAACAGCGCCGGGCUUACAGAAUCUUGAAAUUAUUCCUUUUAGAGUAGCCGCUUACGACAUCAAAGCGAAGAAAAUGUCUUUCUUUGAAGCUGAACGGCAGCAAGACUUUAUUUUUAUUUCUGGCACCAAAAUGCGCGCUUUGGCCAAAAAUGGUGAAGAUCCUCCCGAAGGCUUCAUGGCGCCAAAAGCAUGGAAAAUUCUCGCAAAAUAUUAUCAAACUGCACAUACAUGCAGAUGAGAAACAAAUUAUCAGAAAAAUUGAUAUUUUUGUAACUGGUAUAACAGCUAUCUUUUUUUUAAAUAUCGUAUACAUAUAACAU